UUGGGAGAACCAGUGCACAAGCUCCACCACUUCCCAGGUCAACUCCAGUACCCACAAAUAAUUUGAAAGAAGAUUCAGAAACAGAAGUUAAAAUUAGGACUACAGAAUCAAGGAAAACUACCCCAAAACAGGAUAUACAUUUGAGAAUUCAGAUAGUCCCAUACCAAAAUAGCCAAAAUGGUCCUAAAUACCAACAUAAGGGAGAAGUAAGUGGCCCCGAGAAGACUUAUGAAAAGAGACAAAAACAGAAAACUGGAGUGAAAGUUGAAAAGCAUCCUGAGAAAACUCAGAGUAAAGAAGAGAGAAGAGUAAAAAGAGACAAAAGAAAAGAUACUGAGAAAGACAUGGACAAGGAAAAGAAAAUAGCUAAGGGGCAAUUGAAGGAAGGAGGUGGUGAAAAAUAUAAAGGUGAAGAAGAAGAAAGGGUAAGCAUGAAAAAUAAGGGAGAUAAGAACAUGGAGGAUAAAGACAAGAAGAAAGAUAAAGACUUAAAGGAGAAUAAAUACAAGGAGAAGGAAAAGAACAAAAAGGAUAAGGUCAAGAAAGGACAUGACGAUAAGACAGAGGACAAGGACACAAAGGGAGAUGAAGACAAGACAGAGGACAGGGACAAGAAAGGAGAUGAUGGCAUAAAGAAGGAUGAGGACAAGGACAAUAAGGGAAAUGAAAAUAGGAAAGAGGACAAGAACACAAAAGGGGGUGAAGACAAGACAGAAGACAGGGACACAAAGGUAGAUGAGAGAAAGGAGGAGGAGGACAAGGACAAUAAAGGAGAUGAAGACAGGACAGAGGACAGGGAAAGGAGUAGAGAUAAUGGCAUAAGGGAGAAUGAGGACAAGGACAAUAAGGGAGAUGUGGACCGGACAGAGGAUAGGAACAAGAAUAGAGAUGGGGACAUAGAGGAGGAGGAGGACAAAGACAAUAAUGAAGAUGAGGACAUAAAGGAAGAUGAGCACAAGGACAAGAAUGAAGAUAAGGACAGGAGAGAGGACAGGGAUAGGAAUGUAUAUGAGGACAUAAAGGAGGAUGAGGACAAAGACAUGAAUGAAGAUGAGGAAAUAAAAGAGGAUGAAAACAAUGACAAUGAGGGAGAUGAGGACAGGACAGAGAACAGAGACAAGAAUGGAGAUGAGGACAUAAAGGAGGAUGAUGACAGGACAGAGGAGAAAGACAAGAAAAGAGGUGAAGACAAGACAGAAGACAAGGAUAUGAAAGGAGAUUCUAUGAAACAAAAAGAUAAAAUAAAGGUGGCUAAAGAGGACAAGAAGAACAUAGACCCAAAAGAAGGCAAGGGAAAGAAAAUGGGCAGUAAGAAAAGGGUCUCAUUGAGGAAAACUCCGCAUUUCAUAAACUAACAAAACAAUUGAAUAAUUUUGCUACAACACAUAAACUUCAAAAAACUAAAUGCCCAUUUUCUAUGAUAGAGACGAAAAUAAUACAUUCCUUACAUUCUUUUUAAUCACAAAUUUUCUUUUCCUUUGCUUGUAAUCUAGCAACAUCUCCUUCAGAAAUUGCUUAUUUUUAGAUCUCUCAGUUUCAAACUUCAGCUGCCAAAUGUGAGUUUUUCAAAAUGUAUGUUCAUGAUGUAUCAUUUUCAGGAAAAUACAAUUAAUAAAAAUUAAA
Messenger RNA from Mustela lutreola (European mink), 1623 nucleotides. RefSeq lists its product as uncharacterized. The record is from RefSeq and is a predicted model, not a curated record. Bases 345 to 1355 code for a protein of 336 amino acids. The transcript has 4 exons. NCBI's taxonomy places the organism in Eukaryota, Metazoa, Chordata, Mammalia, Carnivora, Mustelidae.